Python bivittatus (Burmese python) is the source of this 6815-nucleotide messenger RNA. NCBI's taxonomy places the organism in Eukaryota, Metazoa, Chordata, Lepidosauria, Squamata, Pythonidae. The record is from RefSeq and is a predicted model, not a curated record.
AGUGAUGGAUUUAAGGAAAUCAUGCCCUACGAUCAUUUCCAGCCACUUCCCCGCUGGGAGCACAAUCCUUGGACUGCUUGCUCAGUUUCAUGUGGAGGUGGAAUUCAGAGGAGAAGUUUUGUCUGUGUGGAAGAGACCAUGCAUGGAGAGAUAUUGCAAGUAGAGGAGUGGAAAUGUAUGUAUGCUCCUAAACCCAGGGUCAUGCAAGCUUGCAACCUGUAUGACUGCCCUAAGUGGAUAGCUCUGGAAUGGUCCCAGUGCACUGUGACAUGUGGCCGAGGGUUACGCUACCGAGUGGUUCUGUGUAUUGAUCAUCGUGGGCAGCAUACAGGUGGUUGUAAUCCUCAACUCAAGCUGCACAUCAAAGAAGAGUGUCUUGUGCCAGUCCCUUGUUAUAAGCCCAAAGAGAAAAGCCCUGUUGAAGCAAGGUUGCCUUGGUUCAAGCAAGCCCAUGAAAUGGAAGAGACUAGGACACUGUCUGAAGAACCCAUGUUUAUCCCUGAGCCAUGGUCCCCUUGCAGUGCUUCUUGUGGUCACGGUACUCAGAUGCGUGAUGUCAAGUGCCGCAUUUAUCUCACGUUUACUCAGGCUGAGGCGGAGCUGCCUGAUGAUGAGUGUGAAGGACCCAAACCAUUGGCUGAGCAGAGUUGCCACCUGGAACCAUGUGAUGGAGAUCCUAUCCCGUACACACCACCUUUUUCACACACUGAAGAUGCUGGUGAUGUUUUUUACGACUGGGAAUACAUCGGCUUUACUCCCUGCUCAGCUACAUGCGUUGGAGGAACCCAAGAAGCCAUUGCUGUGUGCUUACAUGAGGAGACAAAGCAAACCGUUAAUGAUAGCUGGUGUGACAAUUCAAAGAGACCUCCUCCAAUGAGUCGUGUGUGCAAUACAAGACUUUGCCAUCCAAGAUGGCAAGUAGGACCCUGGACACAAUGUACUGCCACCUGUGGCAUUGGCAUCCAGACCAGAGAGGUCCAUUGCCAGCAACCCGAGGGUUCUGUUGUUGGAUCUGAAAGCUGCAAAGACCCAAAGCCUCACUCUUUUCAAGCAUGCAACCAGCUUGACUGUCCCCCAUGUUGGCAUGUUGAAGAAUGGCAACAGUGCUCCCAGACUUGUGGUGGAGGCACCCAGAAUCGCAAGGUGACCUGCCAGCAGUUGUUGAUGGAUGGAAGUGUUCUGAAACUCAGUAAUGAGAAGUGCCCUGAACCUAGACUGCCAAGCUCCAGAGCCUGCGCAAAUAUAGACUGCCCACCUCAGCUGGUGGUGGGACAAUGGUCUAGGUGCUCUGUAAGCUGUGGGGUUGGCAUGCAAAGGAGGAAAGCCACCUGCCAAAAGCUUACUGCCAGAGGCCAGCAUCUGGCAUUAAAUGGAUCCCUGUGUAGCGGCUUCCCAGCGCCCCCACUUGUAAGGCCUUGCCACAGGAAUGCCUGCAAAAAUAUAAAAGAAGAAAAGAAGCCCACACUUUUUGACAAGCCACAGAUACUUGGUAUCCACAAAGUCUACAUUCAGACAAGGCAAGAGAAACGCAUUAAUUUUACUGUUGGGAGCCGAGCUUAUCUACUUCCCAAAACAUCUGUUAUCAUCAAGUGCCCUGUUCGGCGAUUCCAGAAGACACUUAUCCAGUGGGAGAAAGAUGGACAGCCACUCCAGAUUUCUAAACGGCUUGGUGUCACCAAAUCAGGAUCUCUCAAGAUCAAUAGUCUUGAAGCUUCAGAUAUUGGAGUGUAUAAGUGUGUUGCAGGAUCUGCCCAGGAGAUCUUUGUUCUUAAACUCAUUGGCACUAGCAACAGGCUACUAGAACCUACCACUAGCAGGAAAGACACAGGUGAGAGUGGCAAUACAGAGCACAAUGAGGCCAACAGCUUUGGAGCAAAAUGGCACCAAAUAAGCCAGAUGUGGCAGUUGUGGAACCAGAAAAAUCAACAGUAUCUGCGUGAUGGACAAGUGAAUGACCAGCCCUUCUUAGAACAUCUUAAAACUCAGAGGAGAACUUCGGCAGAAGGAUACAGCUCUCAUGAAUUCACAACUAAGCCACUCAAAGCAGUUGUUUUACCUAAUGCUUACAGUAUGGAUACAAUCCAUUUUGAAGAGCUGAUAAAAAAUUUGAGCCAUCUUAUUGAAGCUGGAGAAAUUAACAAUGAUUUGGCUUCCCAGUUUGUAUAUCAGUUGAUUGCUGAGUUGCUGAAACCAUCACAGUCCACUCCUAAAAACCAAAAGGAGUCAGAAAAUGAGAAGUUCCCUGCCAGGAAACUCGACAAAUCCCAAAAAAUGACUGAUAAUCUCAGCACAAAAACUAUAGGCAACCCGGUACUGAGUAACUCAAAAGGUGCAAUUAUUGUCAGGCCAAAGGAAGGGCCAAAGGUUUGUUCAAAUGAAACUGUAACUCUGCAAAUUGGGGGUACCUAUUUUUUAACCAAGAAUGUCAGCACAAUAAAUUUGCUUUGUGAAACUGCUGGAGUUAGCAAUCUUAAAUAUACCUGGACCAAAGAUGGAAUACCUUUAAAGCCUUUUGAGAAAGUGAUUUUGGAAACAAAUGGCAGAGUCCAAAUUUUGAAUCCUACUGGGAAAGAAAUGGGGGUGUAUCGUUGCACAGUAGACAAUGAGUUUUUUUCAGAUAUGGAGAGUUCGGCACUGUUCUACGCAGAGGCUCCUGUGAUCUUGUCUUCUGAAAAAAGCAUUGCCAGUUUUGAGCUUCAGAAUCUCUCUGUCUCUGUUGGAGGUACAGUCCUAGCGAGAACAGGGUCAAACAUUCUGCUGAAAUGUGCAGUCAAAGGUAUUCCCCAACCUGAAGUCCUGUGGUUCAAAAAGCAGAGCUCCCCAAGAAGUUCUGCUUUCCCAAUAGCUAACAGUUCCUUCUUAUUCCUGGGCAAUGUUUCGGCCAAAGAUGCUGGAAUUUACACUUGCACAGCUGCCAAUGCUGUUGGACAUGCUACGGCAGCAACUGUUCUUCAAUUGGCUGGACGAAGAUUCCAGAAACUACACAAUGGAUCAUCCAGCAAUAGUCAAAGAAAACGUGUUCUCAUGGCGUCUGGAAUUGGCACCAAUGUUACCGUGGCAGCUGGUGAUAUAUUACGAAUAGGUUGUCCUGUAUAUCCUAGAGCAAAUAACACAGUUCGCUGGUUUGUCGGAAAUCAAACAAUAGAAGAAAUUAAAGGCUUCAGGCACAAGACCCUGGUUGGGGGACGCAUCCUUGAAUUCAUCAUUGCCUCUGACCAGUUUGCUGGACAAUACAAGUGCUGUGCUUCAUCAAGCGUCAAGCCAUUGUCUGUCUGGGUAAAUGUCAAGAAGGAAGAAUAUCGAUGGAAGCUUGGUGAAUGGAGUCCGUGCUCAACUACUUGUGGGAAUUUGGGAACCCAGUUCCGAAAAUGUCUGUGUGUGAACAUGAAGGAUCAAAAUGUGAAUGCAUCGUUGUGCAAGGAUAGUCAAAAGCCAGUAGUAAAUGACCAGUCCUGCAAUAUUCAAGAUUGUCCUGCAAGAUGGGCAACAACAGCCUGGUCUGAAUGCUCUGUUUCAUGUGGCCAUGGAUUUCACCGGCGGCGAAUAGUCUGCAAGCAAGUCAAAGCCAACCGCCGUGUCUUAACGUUGCCUCCAGACGCUUGUGCAGACCAAGAGCGUCCUUUGGAAAUGAAACCUUGUGUGGGCCAUUUUUGUGCAGAAUGGAUUGUUCAUCCAUGGGGCCGGUGUGCUGGACGCUGCAUAAACCUUGGAGUGGGCUUACAACACCGUCUCAUUCAGUGUCAGUAUCAGAAUGGAUCAGUAGUACCGAACUCACUCUGUGAUAGCAAGAAAAGGCCACCCAUUAGAAGAAACUGUUCUUCAGAUAGUUGUGAUGUGUAUUGGCGAACAGGUCCCUGGCGUCCUUGCCCUGUAGACUGCGGAAGUGGCUUCCAGUCACGACAGGUCAGCUGUGUACAUAGGAAAAAGAAGAGAUUGGUAGCAGAUCAGUUCUGUGCCUGGCAGAAGAGACCGAUGACCUGGAAACACUGCAGUGUCACUUCUUGUGACAAGGGCGACUGCAAGGACACCACUCACUACUGCACAUUUGUAAAGCAUCUAAAAUUAUGCUUAGUAGACCUCUACAACCAAAGGUGUUGUCAGUCAUGUGGAGAAGGUUAGUCUUUUAUGAAUCACAAGAAGAGAAUUUUCAUUCAAUUCAGUCUGUUCUACAGUCCAGUGAAGACUAUCAACAAGGAAGACAUGGGGUUGCUGAACUGAUAAUACAAAUGCAUAGUUUGGAAAGAAACAUUUUCUCUUCCUGGUUCCUCCUGCUCUCCCUAAUACCUUUUACAAUAACAUAAACCUCAAAGGUUGUUUUAAAAAAUCAUUAUAGUCCACUGAUUAUACUACUUGAAAGCACCUUUCCUAACCUGGUGCCCUCCAGAUGUGAUGAAAUGCAACGUUGACUUUCUGACCAGCAUGAUGAAGAAAGCCAUCUGCAGCCUUGGAAAACUUCUUUAAUGAGACAAUGGGAAUUCAUUGGAUUUAAGUAAUGCUACUGACAGUACAAAGACAGCUGAAGAUUAGUGAAGACAAUUUUUAAAAAUAUACUGGACUGAGCAGUCAUUCUGCUUGCUUGUCACCUUCUUGAUUUAAUCCACUUUAAGACAAAUUUCAAAAAGUAUAGAAAUAGCAGUGUUUCUUUUUUCCCCUACCAUUGUCUCUACUUCACGUUUGGCAAAACCACAUUGUCAGAGAUUUCAUUUCAUUAGCUUCAGAUGAAUCACAAGUUCAUUCCUUUAAGUAUUUUCAGUAAAAAGCAACGUGCACGAUGUUACAAUUUUCAGACUUGCCAUGGAAUUGUUUUUGAUCAAUGCAACUUAAUUUUGGGGAGAUAGGUCAUAUCUUUUGUUUCAGUCUCUCUGGAGUCUGAUCAAGGUAGGAUAAUGCUUAGCCUAGUAUGAAAUUGGAUUUGAGGUUUCUACACUGGAGCUCAGAAUUUAAAUGUUUCAAUUUGAAUUUGAAGUUUGAGAAUUUUUUUCUUCUGCUUUGUCAGAAGCAAACUGAGAACAGAUGCCCAGCCAAAAGUACGUAUCAGUCUGCACUGUUCUUGAAAAAAUCCUCUAUUAUUUUACAAUCAUUUGAAGGAGAAGGGGAAAAAACCCAGAUCUGUUAUACUUUGAGACAGAGAUAUGUUAAGUAUCAGUUGAAUUGAUUUUGAUCGUUAUGCACUUGGAAAUAUGCCAUGCAAGUCAGUUCCUGGAAUUACUUCAGGUAGCUUUUUUCUCUUAUAUAAUUUUUGUGCAAGAACUAAUAAAAGUCUUAGUUUUAACUAUCAAAUAAUAUAAAUUAUAUGAAAUAUAAAUGAAUGGGGCUGAAUACAAUUCUGGCCACUAUACAUAAAGUGUUGAAAAAGGUAGAGAAAUGAGCAACUGAAGUGGUUUGAAUUGUUUCCUGUGAGACUCUUGAAGUUCACAAUUGAUGUUGAUGAAAAUAUACAUUAUAAAAGUUUCUUUUUAGUUCAGUUGUCAUAAGGGAAACCAGUAAAGUUGAUUGACAAUAGGUUUAAAGUAGACCAAAGUGUAUGCUAUGCAUGCUUAAGUUAUGUAAAUUUGUGCCUCAACAUAAAGUGAAAGCCACUGACUUGAGUAACUCAGAACGUCUUGGAUGGCUAGGGAAGAUAUCUUUUUGAUUCGGAAAUGAUAUAAAAAUGGAUUAAACCAUAAAUAGGUAGGAAACUGCCUUCUAGCAAGUCAAGCCAUUGUUCUGUCUAACUCCUCACUGGCAGCAGCAUUCCAGUGUUUUAAAUAGGAGUUUUCCUAGCCUUACCUGGAGAUGGUGGGGUCAAACCUGGAAUCUUCAGCUUACAAAGCAUGUGAUCCAUCAGGCUCUUAAGAUUAUUAGAGUCCAUUGUCUAUCAGUGGCUGUUAGGUCUGAAAGCAGUGUGGAAACUCCAUUUUCAGACAAUCUGCCUCCAAAUGUCAGAUAUCACAGGAAAGCAAAACAGGUGUGCUUGAUCUUCAUGCCCUGCUUGUAUGUUUUCCAGGGUUAUUUAACUGACUACUAUUUAGAAACUAUGCAAGACUACCUGAAACUUUGGCCUUUUCCAUUGAGUCAAGGAUAUUCUAUACUGUUCUUAUCUUGUUGUUUUCCAUUUGUAACUAACUCCUGAGUUCUUGCAUACACUUCAAAAGUCAUGUUUUCUUGAACUAAACCCUCUGACAAAGGGCAGAAAAGUAACACCUGAGUUUUUGUUUCUGUCCCAAAUGUAUUUCAAAAGAUAACCAAAUCAUGGUUUAGUCUUACUGACAGUUAAACUAGUGCUACUGUAUAAAAGGUGUUUAAUGAGGAAACUGUAUCCUUGGCUGAAGACAGAAAACAAUCAAAUUGAAGUUAAGCAACUUGGUCAAUUGCGGUAGAAUCAAGGAAUAUAUUUUUUUUCCUAGCCAAGUGAAUUACAUGUUUGAAUGUUCCCUAUGGUGGUAAAAAGAUGAUGUCCGGAAAAACUUAGGCUGAGCCCUACUUCUCAGUAUUCUAGGUUAAGGAAUACUUAUUGAGAAAUAAAGAUCUAUUUGCAAAAUUAAAUGUUGCAGUAGGAAAAACUUUAGCAUUUGAUUUUGCAUGAAUAUAACUGCUUCUUUACAGAUUCAUUAGUGCUAACAGGAAAGCAGAAUCAGAGUCUUUAACUGUUUUCCAUUGAAUUCAGUGGACUUUAAAUUUAGUAAUUUUGCUGUAUCAUUGCCCUAAAUUUUAAAGCAAUCUUGGUCUUGUUUGAUUAUACCCUUUCUUAAGUUAAGAUAACCUGUAAUAUACUUUUGUAUAUAUUUAUUAUCUGAUUUUAAAGUGCAAUAUUUUUGUAUAGUGUGUAAUAAAGA